Neofelis nebulosa (Clouded leopard) is the source of this 1031-nucleotide messenger RNA. RefSeq names its product coiled-coil domain containing 103 (gene DNAAF19). The transcript is spliced from 4 exons. NCBI's taxonomy places the organism in Eukaryota, Metazoa, Chordata, Mammalia, Carnivora, Felidae. Gene Ontology annotation, cellular component: outer dynein arm. Gene Ontology annotation, biological process: determination of left/right symmetry; inner dynein arm assembly; epithelial cilium movement involved in extracellular fluid movement. Bases 139 to 876 code for a protein of 245 amino acids. The record is from RefSeq and is a predicted model, not a curated record.
CAACUACAGCUGCUGGGCGUGGUCCACGUUGAGCUGUGCUGUUCGAGUGUAUCUGGGGAUUCCCAAAGAAAGCGAGGAAACCAAGGCCUGAGCUCCUGGGGUGGUGGGCAGGGGCGGGGGAGCGGAAGAAAACAGAUCAUGGAAAGGAACAACAUCAUUGAUUUCAAGGCUUUGGAGAAAGAGCUGCAGGCUGCACUCGCUGCUGAUGAGAAAUACAAACGGGAGAAUGCUGCCAAGUUCCGGGCAGUGGAACAGAAGGUGGCUUCCUAUGAGGAGUUCAGGGGUAUUGUCCUUGCAUCACAUCUGAAGCCACUGGAGCGGAAAGACAAGAUAGGAGGAAAGAGGACUGUGCCCUGGAACUGUCACACUACUCAGAGAGGGACCUCCCAGGAGGAGGCCACUGAAAUCUCCCAGGAGAAAACACUUCUCCAGCCCAAGACCUCCGCAGAGUUCUACCGUGCUUGGCGGCGACACCUGCGGAGUGGGCCAGAGCGCUACCAGGCCCUGCUGCAGCUCGGAGGUCCAAAGCUGGGUCACCUCUUCCGGAUGGACGUGGGGUUCGGACUUCUAGGGGAGCUGCUGGUGGCACUGGCCGAACACGUGAGGCCAACCGACCGGUUGGUGGUGCUAGGGAUCCUGCGCAGCCUGGCCAGCACCGGGCGCUUCACCCUGAACCUGAGCCUGCUGAGCCAGGUGGAGAGAGAGGCCUGCAGAGGCCUGUUUCAGAAGCUGCGGGCCAUGAGUACUCUCAGGCCCACAGAGGAGGAGGAGGGGCUCGGCCAGGAGGAGGAGCGGGGUCUGGAGGAGCUGCCUGGUGAGAUCCAGGAGGAGGAAAGGCUCUUGCAAGAGUUGCUGGGGGUGUACCAGGUGGAUUGACCCGACCGGUUGCCUCCAGAGCCCCCCAGUGGUCACUGGAGGCUUUUUCUGCUUGUUGUCCUGGGGGCUCUGCAGGACUGUAAUGAGAAGCCCACACCUGAUUUCCUUCUCAGCUUGGAAUUUUCAGAGCAAAUAAAAGAAUCGAAUCUUCCUGA